This is a messenger RNA of Chenopodium quinoa (quinoa), 1533 nucleotides long. RefSeq lists its product as uncharacterized. The coding region runs from base 1 to 1533 and encodes 510 amino acids. Gene Ontology annotation, biological process: protein transport. The record is from RefSeq and is a predicted model, not a curated record. The transcript has 6 exons. NCBI's taxonomy places the organism in Eukaryota, Viridiplantae, Streptophyta, Magnoliopsida, Caryophyllales, Amaranthaceae.
AUGUUUGACAUCGUUUUUGGAUGGAGAAAAGCUUCUAAGUGUAAGAAAUUAAUCAAGAGAGUUCAAUGUCGACUGAAGCUUCUAAGAAGCAAAAGAUUGGCUAUCAUCCGGCAUUUAAGAGAAGACAUUGCUCAGCUUUGGAAGAGCGGAUAUCAGCACAUUGCCUACAACAGGCUAGACCAAUUAUGCAUAGAUGAGGAUAUGAUGUUAGUGUAUGAGCUAUUGGAACAAUUUUCCGAGUUCAUAAUUCUCAACCUUUCGUACAUUCGUAGACACAAGGACCUUUCUAAGGAUGUGCACGAGGCUGUUUCGACCCUCAUAUUUGCCUCAGUGAGAUGUGGUGAUCUUCCGGAGCUUAGGCUUGUCAGGAAGCUCUUCGAGGAGCGUUAUGGCCGGAAUGUUACAGUUGCUGCAGUGGAACUGCACCCUGGAAAUCUUGUUAACAUUCAGGUAAGGGACAAGCUGACCAUACAAUCAGUUUCAGAAGAUGUAAAGAACAGACUGUUGGAUGAAAUACUCAAAGUUUCCCUCUUCAAACCAGGGCUAUUAGCCCUUGAAUACAAGCCAGAUUCUCAAGUUCAAUCCUCAAAGUCUUACCCUUCUAUUGCAGAGGCUCUGAAAGAAGCAAAAGUGCACAGCUUCGCGCUACUGAGUACUCCUUAUAGUGAGUGUGAAGCUGGUGCUAUUCAAGUAAUUAAAUCAGAUCAGACAGGAAACGCCGCAGGCAGUGGCUGUUCUUCAAUUGAGCAUCAGUACACCGAUCAGGAUUCAGUGAUUUACCUGGACGACAUACAGGAGUUCAAGUCACCUACCAAACAAAGAAACAGCAUGCACUGUUUGGAUCAGGAUCAAAGAUUCUUCGUGUUUAGAUCAUCUUCGUUGUAUGACAAACACAGUGAUCAAUUAGCUAGGAAAAGGAUAAGGUGGGGAUCAGAAUCUACGGAGACUCAGAUUGUAGAAGACGUCGAAUGUGAGAAUUGUUACAGUUAUAAGUCUGAUAACCGGAGGAAGUAUCAGAGAAAAGAGGAAUUCGAGCAAAUGGAGAAAUUUUAUUUACUCGAACAGGGUUGUAAGAAGCUUGAAUCAAGAUGUAGCUUACAUCAACCAUGCUAUUUUUACACCAAUAACAGCAAUAAUGCAAAUUAUCAAGGUAAAGAAGAAAUCCAAGCAAUAGAUUUGCCUCAAACACCCUUGAAGUUAGAUUAUAUGGAUACCCUUUUACCGAGUAAGAGUAGGGCUCUCAAGAGCUAUGUAAGGGCUGCAACGAUGCCUCAGAGUCGUGAAAUAAUGGUGAUAAAGAGUUGUACAGAAAUGUCACGAUCAAAUUCUUUGCCACUACAGAUGAAUUACUCUUCUCGGAAGCAUGUACACCCGAAGUUGCCAGAUUAUGAUGAGAUAGCAGCUAAGUUUAGGGCACUUAAGAAAGCUCAUCAACUAAACAAGAGUACAAGACCCUUGAAAGUGCCUGCACCUUUAAUCCCAUUAAUUUUAUUGCUUACUUUUCUUAGUUUUCAUAUUAGUCUAGUUAGUUAG